Caenorhabditis remanei is the source of this 411-nucleotide messenger RNA. RefSeq lists its product as uncharacterized. Lineage: Eukaryota; Metazoa; Nematoda; Chromadorea; Rhabditida; Rhabditidae. The transcript has 4 exons. The record is from RefSeq and is a predicted model, not a curated record. The coding region runs from base 1 to 411 and encodes 136 amino acids.
AUGGAAGAAAAAGACGAUUACGAUGUAUUUAUCGAAGAAGCAGAAAACGUAAUCGAGCAUUACACAGCGGGUGAAGAUGUACAAUAUGAAUUAAAUCGAUUACUUGAACGAGCUCUUCUUGUUGAUCCAAUAAAUGCUCCAUGCAGAGAUGCCGAAGCCAUCAACGCCUAUAAUUUAUUGAAGCGCGCUAUAGACACAGAGAGCCCCAUAAACAUCCCAAUCACCCCUAUUAUCCGUCAACGACAAAGAUCUCACUCUUCAAAUGAUCAUAAUAACGCAUCGACAAACUCUCCAGCUGAACCUGCCCUACAUUCCAGAUUUCCUGUUCUCAUUUGUUUUAUAAUUUUUAUCCUUCUUUGUCUUAUAUACUAUCUAAUCUUGCCACCACCAUGUCCUCGCCCACUUUGGUGA